CCGCCAUUGUCUAGCAAAUCAGGAUAUAUCAAAGCCAACCAAAUCUCCACUGAUUUAAUCAUUAACCGUUCAUUUUCAUUUCAGGGGAAGAAUCGAUCGUUCAUUUUUUAAACCUUUUCCUUUUUUUUUUGUUAAUUUCAUCUUUCCCCAAAAUGCUUACCUCAUUUUCGCUUCUCGUCGACACGGAAAUCGAGAAAACGUUAAAGAAAAAAACCAAAAAAAGCUUAAUAAAAUGAAGGAACUCUGCUCCCCAUUAAACGAAAACCCAAAAAAAAAAAAAAAAAGGGUUUCCACCUUCUCUCCUUUUUUUUUUUGUAAUGUUUAGUUUUUUCCCUCCGAUUCGCUUUAUGUUCUCGGAUUUUUCUUUCCUCCAAACACAAUAGUGAUUGUUUUCAUUUACCCUCUUGGAAUUUUUUUUCCUGCAGGCGAUUUUUUUUCCAAAGAAGAAGUUUAAUGAAAUUGAAAAUAAAAAAAGACUGAUUUUUAAUUUUUCUUCUCUGGAGGUUAAUUUUCCCGGGAAAUUUUGCCUCCUUUUCCGGCUCUCUCUCUCAGCUUCCAUGGAACUUUUCUCUGUGAUUGAAUGAUCCAGGAGGAAUUUAUAUAGCCGGUGGGUGGAGUCAAAAAAAGAAAGGAGGGAAGUUUCAUUGGAGGAUCUAAGAUUCAAGAGAGAGAGAGAGAAAAAUUCAAUAUUUUUUUCAUUAUUAUUUUUUAUUUUAAUUUUUAGUAAAUAUUUAGAUUUAUCGAGUUUGAAUGCAUAUUGAUCUAUGGAGUCAGAAGUAUUUUCACCUCCAAGAGAUUUGGUAAAAUGUCGUGAUUGCAGUUGUACUACUUGUUCUUUGAUUGGUGCUCCUUCGAGUGGUUGGUUUCGGUCUGUAAAACGAAAAUAUGAUGAGUUUGAGUCUGGAAAUGGGUUUUUUGUUCCGGGGUUUGAUCUUUAUUGCAAUGCCCGAGUCCAAAUUGAGAAUGAAUGUACUGCUUUGCGGGAGACAGUGAGCAGCCAACAAGCAACUAUACAGGACUUGUAUACAGAAUUGGAGGAAGAGAGAAAUGCCUCAUCAUCAGCUGCAACUGAGGCCAUGUCGAUGAUAUUGAAGUUGCAGAGAGAGAAGGCAGAGAUCCAAAUGGAUGCACGGCAAUUCAAGCGUUUUGCCGAGGAGAAAAUGACACAUGACCAGCAGGAGAUAAUGGUUUUGGAGGAUCUUUUGUAUAAAAGAGAGCAGGGUAUUCAAUCUCUUACUUGUGAAGUACGGGCUUACAAGCAUAGGAUGCUGAGUUAUGGGCUUACGGAGGCAGAGGCUGAAGGUGAGAAGGAUGGAGAGAUGCGGAAUCUGUGUGUGGCUGAGAACUUUGGUGCCCAAGUUGAUCUUCCUGCAUAUGAUUAUCCACCUCUAAAGUGCAAUUUGAAUGAGAAUCCUGGUGAUGAUGUUGAAGAUGUUGAGAAAUAUGCAUUUGGUGAGACUCCUCGUGCCCAAGAACAUUUGAGGAAUCUGGAACAGAGGAUCUGCCAAAUGGAGAGGAAUCCCAGCAGCAGUCAGCUGAGUCAGCUGGAUGGAGAUUUUCCUGGAACAAAGAAUGCUUUGGAGAAGGUGAUAGUUGGUCACUCUCCUAGGCGACCAAGACAUUCAAGGAGGCUUUCAACUGAUAGUUCAAAUUCGUUCCUGGUUAAGGAGAUGGGUUCAGAGUUUACCAAUGAUUCUCCUAGGUUUACCAUUUGUUCUCCCCGGUUUAAUGCUAUUUCUCCCAGGUUUAAUACUAGCUUCAAGAAGAUGGAGUUCGUUUCUGAAAUGGACGAGAUAUCUAGCUCAAGAAGAAUGGAUAAUCCUUCAGAAGUUGGAGAUGAUAUGAGUGACAGAAUUUAUACAAUUGAUUCUGUCCAUACUGGGGUGCCAUACAAUGGAACUGCGGAACCAAAAUCUGGAGUUGGAAUUUAUGAUGAUUAUGCAUCCACUCCAAGGGAGAUGUUCAAUCUACCUGAUGUUUGUGAUCCUGAUAUCAAGAAGCUCUACAUGAGGCUUCAGGCCCUUGAGGCUGACAGAGAAUCAAUGAGACAAGCAAUAAUAUCAAUGCGAACUGACAAAGCACAGUUAGUAUUAUUGAAAGAAAUAGCCCAACAUUUGUGCAAGGAAAUGUCACCAGAAAAACGAAUGACUGUGAGGAAGCCAUUUAUUCUUGGAAGCCUUCCGUUCAUGUCAGUCUUCAAGUGGAUUGUGUCCUUCGUAUUUUGGAGGCGGAAAGCUCGUCGAAGCAAGUACCUGUAUGGAUUGUCACCAAACAAUAUUGGCUUGCUAAUGCUUCUAGACAAGGGAUCUCGAUUGAGGCAGUGGAGAUGCCUUUCAAGCACACAAGUGUGAAAAUGAUUCGUUCACUUCUUCUAUCUCUAGAUGAAGUCUAUAAUAAUAACUGUGAAUGCUGAAUGGGUUUGAUCAAGCUAUCAUGUGUAUACUUUGCAUCAAUUUUCAUGGUUUCCUUUGUGCCAAAUUUGGUAUACUGUGCAGUGUUCUUUUAUUUUUCUUAUUUUCUGUAAUUGAAUACAUUUGACUGUUUGAUCAGCAAUACAUGGAUGCAUGUGAGCAUACUCGCUCAUAUAGUUUGUUGGAUUUCAGCUUGAGGUAUGUUUCUAUUGUCAAUCUCCUGUAUAUUUCAGACUCAUGUAUGAUUUUCAUUCAAGUAUGCAUUGUUUAUUCUUUUGUAAUACAAGCAAUGGUUAAGUUCCCAAGUAUUAUUGAUUCUAGUCUCAUCAAAAUUCUUGUUUCAAUCACUGCCUUUUUCCUUUGGCUAUGCCUAUACCAAGCAUCCUACAUAUCCUUUUUCACUUAGAAGGUGAAAAGAGGGGGAAAUCGAUUAUAGAAGAAAUAUC
Messenger RNA from Durio zibethinus, 2857 nucleotides. Its product is annotated as myosin-binding protein (Protein of unknown function, DUF593). NCBI's taxonomy places the organism in Eukaryota, Viridiplantae, Streptophyta, Magnoliopsida, Malvales, Malvaceae. The record is from RefSeq and is a predicted model, not a curated record.